AUGGUUGGGGACACUGCGAAAUUGACCAUCCAAGGCUAUGCGCUGACGCAGGACGUAGGGCAAAGAAACCACAUUCCCGGAAAAGACGAAAAGAAGAUCCAGCUGUGGGUCGUGCAAGUAAACCUCCUCGUUGGGUAUUUUGGUGCCUACACCGAUGUCUGGCAAUUGCGUCAAAGCUCAUUCAAAGCAAUCACUUUCCUUCCUAGUCUCUUAGCCGAUGCACUCGCGGAACUAAAGCCUGUCCAAUCUGAGGCCUACCAUGAAUGGGUGCAGCGAGAAUGCCUUAAUAGGUGCGUUGCAGCGGGAAUGCUCAUUGAGGCCUCUUUUAGCUCCGUUCCGACCAAUCGUCCGCUCUAUCUCACCAACAUGGAUCCUAUAUUCGCGCUUCCUUCAUCAACCAGAGACUGGCUCAUGGUUGAGGAGGAGUGGAAUCAGCCGCCCGAAGUUUUGAAUUUCUCAGAAGCACUUGACUCCAUCAACAUGGGUCAAAAGCCCGAACGACAAGUCAGCAAUUUUGGUUUCCUUACCAUUGUUGCCGCGGUCCUUUACCAAAUCUGCUCAUUCGAGAGGGCUACAGGCGCCAGAUACGUUGACUUGUACACAAGCUUCGCUUCAAGAUUGGACAGGUCGAUCAAUGUUCUCCUCGAAAUGUUCAACGAACUCAGUGAUGACUCGGACAUCUCAUACUCCCGAGGCGGUCAGUGA
Messenger RNA from Scedosporium apiospermum, 705 nucleotides. RefSeq lists its product as uncharacterized. The transcript is spliced from 4 exons. The record is from RefSeq and is a predicted model, not a curated record. NCBI's taxonomy places the organism in Eukaryota, Fungi, Ascomycota, Sordariomycetes, Microascales, Microascaceae. Bases 1 to 705 code for a protein of 234 amino acids.